Molecule: messenger RNA, 5400 nt
Organism: Oryzias melastigma (Indian medaka)
Lineage: Eukaryota; Metazoa; Chordata; Actinopteri; Beloniformes; Adrianichthyidae
Product: vacuolar protein sorting-associated protein 13B
Exons: 27
Source: RefSeq, a predicted model, not a curated record
CAGAUACCAUGCAGUCUGGAGUACUGGGAUGAGCUCCAGCAGGCGUUUGUUCUCUACCGGGAGUUCAGCCUGUCAGAGAGCAGUGCCUGCCAGCUGCAGCUGCCCAGCCUCGGCCUCAGCCAACAGCAGAAGAAGCUGGUAGCCUCAGACCUCUGGAGGAUUGUGCUCAAUCAUAACGGAGAAGGGGGAGACGAACAGAGCUCCGACAGUGAGUGUGGAUCCCAGGCCGCCUGCGAUCAGCUGGUGUCUCCAAUGGCGCUGGCUGCAUGCGCACGUGUGGACUCUUGCUUUGCAACUUGGUUCGUCCCCGCGUUAGGAGUGUCCCUGCAGCUGGCACAGCUGGAGGUUCGCCUCUGCCACCACCUUGAACAGCUGGGUACAGUUCCAUGUCGGAAGCUUCAUCCUUUCCUGCCGGACAGGAAGUUACCUCAGGAACAGGAGUUCCUUGUAAUGGGCGCUCGGGGGCCCCAGUUAUUCUUGCACCAGUGGGACGACGGACCUCGUCACUGCCAAGAGCUCAGCUUUUCCUCACAGCUAAACUGCAAACUGCUGGAGUACCGAAACCUGACACACCUCCAGCUUCUCCAGCCUUGCAUGCUUCAGGGGAAGGCCUCGGUCACCAGCUGCCCUCAAAGCACUUCUUUUGAUGUGAACGUCUUUGUGGAUCCAGUGUUCAUAAAUAUUGGCCAGUAUGCCAUCCACACUUUGGACACCGCUCUGCUCAGCUGGCAACAGAAUGGGAACGCAGACGCAGAGGAGCCGCUUUACAGCCACUAUGUGAUCUGUAACGACACGCAUGAAACGCUGCGCUUCGGUCAGGUGGACACUGACGAGAACGUGCUGCUGCCCAGCCUGCACAGCCACCAGUACAGCUGGAGGUCCCACAAGUCCUCUCAGCUGCUGCACAUCUGCAUCGAGGGCUGGGGGAACUGGCGCUGGUCGGAGCCUUUCAGUGUGGACAACGUGGGAAUGCUGCUGAGAACCAUUCAGUACAAAGGGCGCACAGCCUCGCUCAUCAUCAAGGUGCUUCAGCUCAGUGGAGUCCAGAAACAGGUGAUCAUCUGUGGACGACAGGUGAUGUGCAGUUACCUGACUGAAGACAUUGAGUUGCGAGUGGUCCAGCAUUACGUGGGGCCUGAUGGUCAGACGGUGGUCAGAGAGCACUGUAACUGCCUGGAUGCAGGAACCAAGCUCCCUUCUUAUGUGCUGGAGGACAGCGAGCUGACAGAGCUGUCUGUGAAGGCACGAGGAGAUGAAGACUGGUCCCAGGACGUUCAGCUGGAGACCAAGGACAAAGGCACCAGCAGUUCUGUUGUUCAGGUGGGCUGCUCUGGAGGCUCUUUGCUGUAUGUCUGGUGUACUCUCAUCACUACUGAGGCCAACUCCCCUAUGCAGCAGAGAGUGGUGAUUUUCAGUCCCCUAUUCAUCAUGAGGAGCCACUUACCAGAUCCAAUCAUCAUCCACAUAGAAAAAAGGAAUCUCGGGCUGAAAGAAAGUCAGUUCAUCCGAGGACAAGGACACCAGGAGCCUCUGUUAAACACUGAAGCUGACCUCAACCACCACCUCACCUUUCAGGCUAGAGAGGAUGAAGAUGCUUCACACUGUGCUGUGCCCAUCUCCACCAGUCUGAUCAAGCAGAUUCUCAGCAAAGCUGAACAGGAGGACAAACCAGAGCUUCUGCUGGCAGACUUUUAUGGUCCAAAGACCCCCACAGACCCACCAUGGCCUUACGUCACCAAAGACCCGGACAGGUCAGUGAUGGAGCCUUUAGCCCAGUGGGACAGCCCCAUGCAGGUGAAGUUGUCCCGCUGGAAGUGUGGUCUGAACACCCUGCUGGUGGAGCUGCUGCCCUGGGCCCUCCUGGUCAACAGCUCUCAGUGGGACCUGUGGCUUUUCGAGGGAGAGACCAUCGUUCUGCAGAUACCAGCCGGCAAGGUCAUCGUGCCGCCCAACUUCAAGGAAGCCUUCCAGAUCGGUGUCUACUGGGCCCCCACCAACACCGUGCACAAGUCUCCAGCACUGAAACUCGUUCACGACCUGACUUCUCCUCGAUGGAAGGAGGGCUCCAGCUCGGUGGUGGUCACCUUGGAUGAGGAGGGAUUUGUGGAUGUGGACAUCACUCUGGGAGCUUCUCCUGGGAAGCAGAAGCUGUGUCAGUUCUCUGUGUCGUCUGUGGUGAGACACGGCAUUCAGAUCCUGCAGAUCGAGGACAGGACGAUCCUGGUCAACAACACUCCUCACACCGUUCACUACAGCCCCCUGCUGACGGCUCGGGGACUGGGUGGGGACGAGCAGGUCUGUGAGGUGGAGGUGAGCGACGUGUUCCCCCUCCCUCCCUCUGCCACCUCUUCUCACGCCAAGCCCUGCUCCGUGCCGUACUGGGACCUCCUCCAAGCCGGUGACCCGGGCAGGAUGGAGUUCCCUCUGCCUCUCAGACACAUGCUCCUCAGCUUCCUUCCAGGACUAGAUGUUACAGCUGGAAGCUCGGCCUGGAGCCUCCCCGCUCCCGUUAGAGCAGACCUCCCCAGGCAGAGCGUGUCUGUCCCUGUAGAUCAGGACGUCCAGGGUGGCCUGUGCAGCAGAGCCAUCGUUCUUACAUACCAGGAGCACCUUGGGGUGACGUACAUCACCCUGAAUGAGGACCCCUGUCCACGCAUGCUGAUCCAGAACAAGUGUCCUGUCCCGCUGCUCUUCAGGGAAGACGUCAAAGAAACUCCAAGGACUGAGGUGUACUCCCGCCGCCUACCUGCCAACUCUUCUCUGCACCACGAGCUCUACUACCACGUCUCUGGUUUCCCCGAGUGCAGGCAGAAAGAGACGCUGCCCACAGUGCAGCUGAAAUCCACCUCGGAGCAGAGCCCCACCGAGUGGACCAACCCCAUAGACAUCAACUGGCCUGGCACCCAGGUGGUUUUCCUGCCAGGUUUUGGGUGUCUGUACAUCGACGUGUCGUACAACGAUGGCACCCUGGUUCUGUCUUUGGCGCCGGAGAGCAGUAUGGACGCCGAGACCUACCAGCACAGCAGAGCGUCUGCGCUGUCCUGCAGAGUCCUCCUCACGGAGGUCAGUGUGGCGGUGACGGAUGACAUCACCAGUGCGAGCGGCUCCGUGGAGCUGCUGAGGCUCACCUUGACCAAGCUGCUGCUGAGCUCGGCUCCUGCAGACAGCGCUCUGCCCUCGGAGCUGGCAGCCGGCUCUAGCGUUAGCACGGCUUCUGUCUCGUCUCUGAUCGAGGUCUGCUGCUCCAGCCUGCAAGUGGACAACCAGCUGUACAACCGGACGAGUUUCCACUUUCCUGUGCUGCUGUGCCAAGACCAGAGAGGUGGAGUUGAACCUGCGGCUCUGUGGAGCGUUGAAAACAACCCCACAGAGUCCCCCGAGGCCCUGGAGGAGUUCAGACGCUCCUGUUUCCUGCAGCUGACGGUGACGAUGGACAGACACUCUGUGGAGGAGGUCACCUUCCAGCUGCAGCCUGCCAGAGUCUACCUGGAGGACACGUUUGUGUACUACGUCAGGACCCUGUUCCACACCUACAUGCCGGACAGAGCUGUGAGCAGAGAGCCCGGAGCCGGCUGUCUGCUCCCCGAUCAGGUGCAUCAGUCGGUGAUGGCUCUGGUCCACCCUGUGCGGCUGCAGAGGCUCACCAUUCAGCCGGUGAACCUGCUGGUCAGCAUCCACGCGUCCCUGAAGCUGUACAUCGCCUCGGACCACACGCCUCUGUCUUUCUCCGUGUUCGAGAGAGGGCCGCUCUGCACCACCGCCAGACAGCUGGUCCACGCUCUGGCCAUGCACUACGCUGCUGGAGCGCUCUUCAGAGCUGGAUGGGUGGUGGGAUCCCUGGAGAUCCUCGGCAGCCCAGCCAGUCUGGUCCGCAGCAUCGGAAACGGCGUGUCCGACUUCUUCCGUCUGCCGUAUGAGGGUCUGACCCGCGGUCCCGGAGCCUUUGUCAGCGGAGUGUCCCGUGGAACCACGUCUUUUGUUAAGCACAUCUCAAAGGGCACUCUGACCUCCAUCACUAACUUGGCGACCAGCCUGGCGAGAAACAUGGACCGCCUGUCUUUGGAUGAGGAGCACUACACCCGGCAGGAGGAGUGGAGGCGACAGCUGCCUGAGAGUCUGGGGGACGGGCUCAGACAGGGAUUGUCCCGGCUUGGCAUCAGCCUGUUAGGAGCCAUUGCCGGAAUCGUGGACCAGCCAAUGCAGAACUUCCAGAGGAACUGGGAGUCCCAGAGUUCAGCUGGAACCAAAGCCAAGGGGGUCAUCUCGGGAGUGGGGAAAGGCAUUGUGGGAGUUUUCACCAAGCCCAUCGGGGGAGCAGCUGAGCUGGUGUCCCAGACUGGAUAUGGGAUCCUCCAUGGAGCAGGCCUGUGGCAGCUUCCUAAGCAGCUCUACCAGCCCUCAGAGGAGAAGUUUGCUCUGUCUUCAAACAGUCACCUGAAAUAUGUCUGGAAGAUGCUGCAGUCUCUGGGGCGGACCGAGCUCCACAUGGCUCUGGAGGUGACCAUCGUGAGCGGGUCGGGUCAGGAGCAUGCCGGCUGCCUGCUGCUCACCUCAGAGGUGCUGUUCGUAGUGAGCAUCAGCGAAGACACGCAGCAGCAGGCCUUUCCCAUCACAGAGGUGGAGUGUCGGCAGGAACCAGAAGACCCGGGCCAGCUCACGCUCACGUUACAGCAGCAGACGUUAACCAGCGACUCUGAGGGGGAUGGCGUCCGUGAGCGUCUGUCAGAGCAGCAGUAUCAGCGGCUGCUGGAUUACGUGACCAGAGCCUCCCAGUUCCUGUCGCCCUCGCCCGCCGCCCUGCAGCUGCAGCCCCCAGUGACGCUGGCAGAGUCGCCGCCGUCCGUCACAAAGUCUUACCGCUACCUGGUGGAGCCGCCUUUCGCCAAGGUGUUUGUGCGACGGUUCAUCACGGUGAAGAACAAAGCCUUACACAUGGGAUUCCACCCAUGAACGUCGGUGGCUUUGACACUCAGACCACUUUUGAACACGAAGCCUUAAGUCCUCAGAGUUUUCUCAUGCUCUCCACAUGUGGAGAAUUGAUAGGAAAGAUAUUUUUAGAAACGACUAACUCAUCAGAAUCCGUUGUGAUCCUGUUCAGACAACACUACUCACUUCUGUUGCAGUUCAGUUUGCUGGGAGGACAGCAGAAGCGUCUCGUUUCUGUCUGCAGCACCAGCUCGUGUUUACAUUCUGAAUCGUCUCAUGCCAAUGUGAAGUGCAAUACUAUAUGCUUGUUGAUGGACGCUAGAGAUACCAGCUGAUGACCCAAAUGUUUUUAGAGUUUGUAAGAUAUUCAUGGAUUGAAGCCAAACCUGUUGCCUUUUCUAUGUCUCGACACAAGUCUAUGCCUUUAUAAAUAAUAUAUGAAGAGAGAAAAUUAUUAAAAACAUGCAGAAAUCC